GCGCGGGGGGGUGGGGUGUGUGUGUGAGGGGGGGUGGCGGCACCGGGGAACACCUCGUUUGAAGAUAGGGCGCUUAUAAAUACGGCGGCGGGGAUGGGAGCGCAGCCACGGGCGGCGGCGGGCUGACGGCGCGGCGGGGGAGCGGCUCCGGAGCACGGACUCUGCUCGCCAGCAGCCGCCCAGCCCAGCCCAGGCGCGGAGGAGGAGGUCGCCGCUGCCGCCGCCGGAGGAGCCCCGCGGUCCGAGCCGCCCGUCUUGAGGUCGCCCUCCCGCCGGCAUGAUGCAGAUCUGCGACUCGUACAGCCAGAAGUACUCCCUCUUCAACGCCAUGAACCGCUUCAUCGGCGCCGUCAACAACAUGGACCAGACGGUGAUGGUGCCCAGCCUGCUGCGGGACGUGCCGCUGCUGCUGGAGGAGCUGGACGCCGCCGGCGGCGUCUGCCCGCCCCGGGAGUCCGCCCUGCCGCCCGGCGACCCCGGCGCCUUCUUCUCCCGGCGGGACAUGUACAGCCACUACGUGCUGCUGAAGUCCAUCCGCAACGACAUCGAGUGGGGGGUGGUGCAGCCGCCGGCGGGCGAGGAGGCGGCCCGCAAGAAGGACAAGCUGGAGGAGGUCGAGGGGGAGGAGGACCUGGAGAAGCAGUUCCACUACCACCUCAGCGGACUCCACUCGGUCCUCUCCAAGCUCACCCGCAAGGCCAACGUCCUCACCAACAGAUACAAGCAGGAGAUCGGCUUCAGCAACUGGGGGCAGUGAGCGCCAGGGGCGGGGGGGGGACGGGGAGCGGGGGCAAGGGGGCCGCCGGCCCCGCCGGUGUCGGCGCUAGCGGGAGCGGCGCGUCCCCGUCCCCGCCCGGCAGCGCUGUGGCCACCGCGGUGAAGGGGCUGAGCCCCGGGGCUGGGGCUUCCCAGGACUGCAACCGGUUUUCUACCAACGCACAAGCGAGAGAGAGAGAGAGAGAUGUAAAUUAAUCAAUACUAGUUUAUUAAUUAUUUUUUUUCCCCCUCCUCCUUUUUUUUUUUAUUGUACACCUGUACGUGUGCGAGGUGGUGGCAUAGCUGGCGGAUAGGAGGCUCGACACAAGCCAAUGAACACGACAAACUGGCAUAAAAUUGCUUCUGUUACCCGGGAGGGAGCCCAGCAUCCCUCUGUGGCGGGAUGGAUGGCGGGUCCCACGGUUGUACAUGUACUGGAGUUUUAUUUAAAACUUUUUUUACUCAGAUGUAGAGUAUAUUCUAAAAUAAAUGCAAAUGUAUUAACUAAAAGUGACUUAAAACUUUUUGGUAUGAUUUACAUUAAUUAAAUGGUAUUUUUAACAUCUGGGA
Molecule: messenger RNA, 1326 nt
Organism: Chroicocephalus ridibundus (black-headed gull)
Lineage: Eukaryota; Metazoa; Chordata; Aves; Charadriiformes; Laridae
Gene: MID1IP1
Product: MID1 interacting protein 1
Exons: 2
Coding region: 278-757 (159 amino acids)
Biological process (GO): regulation of lipid biosynthetic process
Cellular component (GO): cytosol
Source: RefSeq, a predicted model, not a curated record